Messenger RNA from Calypte anna (Anna's hummingbird), 2143 nucleotides. RefSeq names its product UBX domain protein 4 (gene UBXN4). The record is from RefSeq and is a predicted model, not a curated record. The transcript is spliced from 13 exons. Lineage: Eukaryota; Metazoa; Chordata; Aves; Apodiformes; Trochilidae. Bases 123 to 1652 code for a protein of 509 amino acids. Gene Ontology annotation, molecular function: protein binding.
GCGCGUGGCGGCGGGUGAGGAGCGGCGGUGGCGGCGGCACCGGUACCAGCGGCACCGGUACCAGCGGCACCGGUACCAGCGGCACCGGUACCAGCACCGCCAGGACCAGCACCAGUACCACCAUGAUGUGGUUCGGCGGCUCCAUCCCGGCCGCCAUCGCCGCCGCCAAGCAGCAGAGCUCCGUCUUCAUCGUCUUCGUGUCAGGUGAGGAUGAACAAUCUACUGAGAUGGCUGCAAGGUGGGAAGAUGAGAAGGUGACUGAAGCUGCCUCAGAUGGUUUUGUUGCUAUUAAAAUCGACACCAAAAGUGAAGCAUGCCUGCAGUUUUCACAAAUUUAUCCUGUAGUGUGCGUUCCAUCCAGUUUUUUUAUAGGAGACAAUGGAAUUCCUUUGGAAGUCAUUGCUGGCAGUGUUUCUGUUGAAGAGCUUGUUACCAGAAUCCAUAAGGUUAAACAGAUGCACACAGUCCAAGGGCAGCCUUUGGAAAAUGGCAGUCAGUCAUCUGCUCCCUGUCCCUCCUCUCAGUCUGAUGGUGCUUCAGAAAACACACAACCCAGAGCAGCAGAGUUUUGUGACUCUCCUGGGUCUGUUACAUCUGAGACAAUAAGACUUCCUGCUGAUGGAGAACAUUCAGGUCAAGCAAGCCAGGAAGCAAGUAAUUCUUCAGAUAAGCAAGUGAGUGAUGCUCAGCCUGGGAAUGAUCUCACACUUAAAGUGGAAAGACUAACAAAAAAGCUUGAAGAAAGACGAGAAGAGAAAAGGAAAGAAGAAGAACAGAGAGAAAUUAAGAAAGAAAUUGAACGGAGAAAAACUGGUAAAGAAAUGCUGGAGUACAAAAGACGACAGGAAGAAGAGCAGACGAAACGCUUGUUAGAGGAAAGGAACAGAGAAAAGGCAGAAGAGAAAGCUGCAAGGGAGCGUAUCAGACAACAGAUUGCAAUGGAUCGUGCUGAGAGAGCAGCUCGCUUUGCAAAAUCUAAGGAAGAAGCAGAAGCUGCAAAAGCUGCAGCUCUUCAGGCCAAACAGGCUGAAAUAGAGGCCAGAAAAGAAGCAUCUCAAAGGGAGAGAAGUGCAAUAGCCAGGAUUCAGUUCCGCCUCCCAGAUGGAUCUUCCUUUACUAACCAGUUCCCAUCUGAAGCACGGCUGGAAGAAGCCAGGCAGUUUGCUGCACAGACGGUUGGUAAUACUUACGGCAAUUUUUCCCUGGCAACAAUGUUUCCCAGAAGGGAGUUUACCAAAGAAGAUUACGGAAAGAAAUUAUUGGAGCUGGAGUUAGCACCCAGUGCCUCAGUGGUGUUGCUGCCGGCAGGAAGACCUGCUACUUCUGUUGUUCAGGCUUCAGGCAGUGAUCUAUGGAAGUUCUUGGGCACGAUACUGUAUCCCCUCUUAGCGGUUUGGAGAUUCAUUAGCAACUUUCUGUUUACCAGUCCACCCCCCUCACAGUCUGCUGCCAGAUCAGCUCAUCAGCAGGAACAUUCACACCCUUCAACAUCCAGCAGCAUCGAGCAGAGCAGGCAAGCAGUCAGGAAACGAGUAGUGGAAAAGCGGGGGGAAGACUUCAAAAAAGAAGGAAAGAUUUAUAGACUGAGGACUCAAGAUGAUGGAGAAGAUGAAAACAACACUUGGAAUGGAAAUUCUACACAACAAAUGUAGUUUUGAGUAACUGCAAUAAUCAGUCUCUGGCUUUUUUUUUUUUUUUUUUUUUCUUUCUUUCUUACUUGAUCUAAGUGUACUAAAGCUUCUGGACAAGUGGGGCUUAUUUUACACUGACUGAUUUAAUUUCUUAUUCCUGGAGUAUGGAAUAAAAGUCACAUAAAUCAGAGGAAAUUGAACGAGUGUAGUUAAGGCCUAGAAGCAAAGAGUUAACAAGACUGAAAAUCUCCAUCAGCUAUCAUAAUCAUUACCCUACUGCCAUAGAAAGGCACUUUUUAAUCUAUAAAUAUUCUGCUACAUAAAUUAAAGGCCAGAUAUUAAUAUAAAGGUCAUGGUAGGCAAUGACUGAUUAUAAUGAGGGUGUCAGAAGCACGACAAAUAGCAAAUCAGGUAAUUAAUUUAUGUUUAACUUUUUUCUUGCUUCUGCAACUGCAAGCAAAACCUUGUAGUUUUUAAUUCCCCAAGCACUCAAUAAAGUAUUUUCCAGAAAA